This is a messenger RNA of Branchiostoma floridae (Florida lancelet), 1819 nucleotides long. RefSeq names its product cartilage acidic protein 1-like. The record is from RefSeq and is a predicted model, not a curated record. NCBI's taxonomy places the organism in Eukaryota, Metazoa, Chordata, Leptocardii, Amphioxiformes, Branchiostomatidae. Bases 182 to 1810 code for a protein of 542 amino acids. The transcript has a single exon.
UUGGAUACACUGCCCUGCGUACGAGGUCACUUCCGCCAAAACACCGGGUUGGCACCAGCUGGUCACACAGAAGCCACGGCUUACACAACAAAGCUGUCAACGGUUACAUAACCGAGCUCUGUCUGAGAAGGGUACUAUUUACAGUGACUGUCUGCAUUUCCUCCUACAAGAAGGUGCAACCAUGCCAUGUACCUGUGUUACAUCAUGUACACCUGGUGCCACCUGUCCAGGUAUUGUUCUGAUGUUGGCUAUGCUACUCACAGCUCCACAGUUUGUGUCCAUGUCCAGUGGGAUGUUCCGUUCUAUCUCCAAAAAGUCCAUUCAUAUUGAUGCUAACCCCAAACAGCUGAACUAUGGCAUUGCUGUGUCUGAUGUGGAUGGGGAUGGAGACUUUGAGUGGAUUGUGGCAGGUUUCAGUGGCCCCAACCUGGUCCUGAAGUGGAACAGUGACACCAAGAAGCUAGAGAAUCUUGCCAUCGAUGAUCCCCAUUCCAAGUUUUACCAUCUGCGGGACCCACAAGGGCAGGCCAUCGGAGUGAGUGCCUGUGAUGUAGAUGGGGAUGGGAGAGAGGAAAUCUAUUUUCUCAAUACCAACGAUGCAUUCGCUGGGAAGUCCUCCUACGGAGACAAGCUGUUCAAGUACAGGAAUGGGAGAUAUGAAGAUGUUUUCUCUGACAAGAUAAACGCAGAUGUUAGCCUAAACUAUGCUGGGCGAUCGGUCGCCUGCGUGGACCGUGAAGGUACGGGAAAGUACGCCAUCUAUGUGGCCAACUAUGCCAGGGGAAGAAUCGGACCCCACCGUCUGAUUGAAUUGGAUGAGGAGAAAAGCGAGGUCUCGAAAGGAAUCUUGAAGUUAAAGGAUGUCGCUACUGAGGCUGGUGUUGCCAAGUUAACCGGGGGUAGAGGUGUUGUAGUGGGUCCAAUUCUCAGUAAUGCGUCGGAUGUCUUCUGUGUCAAUGAGAACGGAGGAAACUUUCUCUACAUCAACCAGGGUGACGGGACAUUCCAGGAUCUGGCCCAACCAGUGGGAGUCUUGGACCCAAGACAACACGGUCGAGGUCUGGCGCUGGCAGACUUCAACGGUGAUGGAAAAAUGGACAUUGUGUAUGGCAACUGGCUGGGUCCUCACAGGCUUUACAUACAGAGGGGGGAGCCAGACAAACCAGAAUUUCAGGACAUAGCAACGGAGGAAUUUUCCAAACCGUCACCUAUCAGGACCAUUCUAGCUGCUGACUUCGACAAUGACGGUCACCUGGAAGUGUUCUUCAAUAACAUCGUGCUGGAUGAGGAGGAGGCCCCCAACAGACUGUUCAGGGUGAAGAGAAAGGAUGACGGGAGUCUGAAAGUAUCCGAGGUGGACAUUGGGGAUGCCCGGGAGCCGUAUGGUUACGGGACAGGAGGGGCUGUAGCAGAUGUAGAUGGAGACGGUUCUCUAGAAGUUCUCCUGUCCCAUGGUGAAGACACUGCCCAGCCCUUAACACUGUACAAGGUCAGGUCCUGGGUGGACCACAACUGGAUUCGGGUCUUCCCGAGAACACAGCACGGCGGCCCGGCGAGAGGAGCAAAGGUGGUGGUGGAGACGAGCGAUGGCAGGCGCCAGCUAAGGGUGAUCGAUGGAGGCUCCGGCUACCUGUGCCAGAUGGAACCGGUCGCACACUUCGGACUCAGGCAGAGCGAGGUCUGGAAGCUGGAGGUCACCUGGCCUGAUGGGACUAGGUUUGCCAGGAGGGUGGAGUCUGAGGAAAAUAGAACAACUGUCACGGUGGACUAUCCCACUGAUGGGGAUGCAGCACAGAAAGAAGAGUUGUAACACCUUCAG